Messenger RNA from Venustampulla echinocandica, 828 nucleotides. RefSeq lists its product as uncharacterized. The transcript has 3 exons. The record is from RefSeq and is a predicted model, not a curated record. Gene Ontology annotation, biological process: mycotoxin biosynthetic process. The coding region runs from base 1 to 828 and encodes 275 amino acids. Lineage: Eukaryota; Fungi; Ascomycota; Leotiomycetes; Helotiales; Pleuroascaceae.
AUGUUAACUAGAGAGAAAUACCAAGCCCUCGUACAGGAUGAGGAGAGCUCUCCUAGGGAUGGCGACUCUCGCACUAAACUUGCAAGGAAGUAUGCGUUGACGGCAGUACUGGGAUUUUGCCUUCUUGUUUCGGUAGCUCUCAAUGUUGAUUUACUCCACCAAACCCUGUCGGGCGAGAAGGGACGUCAAAACCUAUCAAACUGGGCACAUCUUACCCGCAACGUCACGACACCUAUAUACGCAAGCACGCAGUAUGGGCCCUCAAUCAGCACCCCAGAAGAACUCGAUCGGCUUUGGGGCGAACUAGACGUUAGCCCAGGUCUAAUUCGAAUUUCUGACAAGUGGGCUGACGCAAAUGGCCUUCCACGCUCAACAAGAUUCCCCUGGGAUAAUACUCAAGGGAUGUAUUAUCUGGGGGCCUUUCACCAAAUGCAUUGCUUGAAAGAGAUAUAUACUUUGAUAUCGUCUCAGGGGAAAGGCAUACCGUCAAAAACGUCAUACGAACACCUUCUUCACUGCAUGGACACCCUCUUACAGGACGUUAUGUGCCACGCUGAUGACACUCCUUGGUAUCAGCUUCCCCCACAGCCAUACCGUGAAAAUUACGCGAAGUUCCAGACGCGGCAAUGCAAGGACUGGCAGGCGCUUUUGAGAUGGGCUGAAGAGCGAGGCGCUUGCUUCCAGUAUGAUGUCCUGGAUGCCGAUGGCAAGCCAGUGGAGGAUAUAUUUGAGCAUUAUCGGUUCUGUCCCGAGGGUUCUCCGUAUAUCCCGGCGAUGGAAAGUUACUUUGAGAGAAAAGUUGCGAAAGCCGUCAACGGAAGUAGCUAA